AUGGUCCGCUACGCAGCCACCCCAGCGGCCCCGUCGAAGUCCGCCCGCGCUCGCGGUGCCUACCUUCGCGUCUCCUUUAAGAACACACGUGAAACCGCUCAAGCUAUCAAUGGCUGGAAAGUCGACCGUGCCCUAAAAUACCUAGAAAAUGUGAUUGAGAAGAAGGAAGCGGUGCCAAUGCGACGGUAUGCAGGGAGUACAGGUCGAGCAGCUCAAGGCAAGCAAUUCGGUGUGAGCAAAGCACGGUGGCCGAAAAAGUCCGCAGAGUUCCUUCUCGGACUGCUGAAGAAUGCGGAAGCCAAUGCGGAUACAAAGGGCUUGGAUACGGGGAAUUUGAUUGUCAAGCACAUUCAAGUCAACCAAGCCCCGAAACAGAGGAGAAGGACGUACAGAGCUCACGGAAGGAUCAACCCGUAUAUGUCAAAUCCAUGCCAUAUUGAAUUGAUCUUGACGGAAGGUGAGGAGGUUGUGCAGAAAGGCCCGCAAGCAGUUGAGCUGGAGAAGAAGCGCUUGAAUGCGCGACAACGUGGGGCUAGGGUGAGGGCAGCUAUCACAGAAGGCUGA
Bacidia gigantensis is the source of this 564-nucleotide messenger RNA. It is a transcript of the gene RPL17, whose product is annotated as 60S ribosomal protein L17. Gene Ontology annotation, biological process: cytoplasmic translation. Gene Ontology annotation, molecular function: structural constituent of ribosome. NCBI's taxonomy places the organism in Eukaryota, Fungi, Ascomycota, Lecanoromycetes, Lecanorales, Ramalinaceae. The record is from RefSeq and is a predicted model, not a curated record. Gene Ontology annotation, cellular component: cytosolic large ribosomal subunit; ribosome. Bases 1 to 564 code for a protein of 187 amino acids. The transcript is spliced from 4 exons.